AUGAAUAGAUUACAUCUUCUGAUCUUUCUAUCUCUUGUUCAGUAUUCAAUAGCUCAACAAUGGGUAACAAACCCCAUCAACAAUCACCAAUACAAAUUGGUCCUUACAAAUACCAAUUGGUCUCAGGCCAAUGCUUCGGCAGAGUUGAAUCCAGGCGAAUACUUGGCAACAAUAACAUAUCAAUCAGAGUAUGACUUUAUUAUGAGUAAUAUCAUGGGUACAAAUACUCAGAUAUGGAUUGGUGCUACUGCUGUUGGGUCACCGGAUGGAUCAUUAUAUACAUGGGUGUCUGGCCCAGAAUCUGGUGUUCCACUUUAUGAUAAACAUAUAUCAAAGUGCUUUGGAUAUUGCAAGUUUGUUGCUUUGGAGCCUGAUACAUUGCUCGGUCAAAAGUAUAUACAUAUCUGGAAUACCAAUGGACUGGACGACGCUACCGACUCGACCACCUUCUUCGACAAUACACCAAUGAAUGGAUAUAUUAUAGAGAAAGGUGGUUCAACUGAUCCAGUGAUCUGGCCCAAGGACUCUGAGCCAGGUAUACUCACCAUCAGUAACCUGGACAAACGGCCAUUUAACACUUCCAAGCUAAGAGUCAACUUCCAAGGUAGUUCAAUUAGCCGUCCCGACUUUGAAUGUACCAUUAUCACCUUCAAUAAGUCAUCGGUGACAUGUCAGACAACUCAAUAUCUUGUUGGAGAGUACACACUCAACAUCACUGAUGGAGUCCAGGUCCAUACUCUACUGAGGUAUCAUUCAAAUUUACCAUUGAUCACAUCACUAUUUAUAAAGUAUCAAGCUAAUGAAACUAUAACAGUGAAUGGCCGUAACUUUGGUGAUGAUCUAUCACAAAUCAAUCAGUUCAUGAUAUCCUCAAACAUUCCAUGUACACCAAUAUCGAUGCCAAUACUUGAUCGAUCAUUCAAAUGUCUUCUCACUCAGACCAUCUAUCCGGACUACCAAACCCUUACACCGCCAACCAGGGUUACCUCAGUAUCCAGCCUAACAGUUGGCAAUAUCAAGUUGGAGAAUAUAGUCAGGAUACCAAUGUAUAAUAAUGACACUGAUAGUUUAUUGAUGUUUACUUCGGAUAGUGCCGACACCUAUAGUAAUAAUUACUACAGGACAGAGUCAUUUGUUUGCCAGCACUUCACUCCUCAGACCAGAUCGGACAUUUGCUUCACAAGGAAUAUGUUGAAUUGGGAUUGGACUCUAUUCUUUGCCAACAACAUUGGCGGUAACUUUAUACUUACGUCUGGUCCCGAUGCUGGAAAAACAAUAGUAUAUGCCAACAAGACUAUCAACCCUCUAGUGAUUGAUACUACCGUUGUCUCACUAGAUUCCACCUUUGACACUACCCAGAAGUUCCUUGGACAAUCUGUUGUGGACCUCAAGUUGUACACUUCUAUGAACCCAAGUUGGAAGACAUAUACAAAGUUCACCAUCAACAAACCUCCUCCAGUGUUUACCAAAUCAGUGAACAAAUUGUUGCCUACUGAUGGCGGCUGGAUUGAGUUGCCAGUGGACAACAUGAGAUUUACAAGCAGUAACUACACACUGACUCGAAUGAACCUGGUCGUCAUCUCGUCACGUAUCAUACCAUUCCAUGAAAAUGGUACUUUGGGUGUUCUGUUCCCUCCUGGCACGGGAGUGUUGGGACCACUCACUCUUUAUGUGGACAACAAGAACUCCUCUGGUUCGUCCUUCACCUACAACCUAGGAUUCUACCCUCCGAUCAUCAAUGAUAUCACCAACAUUAAUGCUAAUGGAAGUGUGGCAACUAUCAUUGGAACACAGUUUGGAAUCAAUUCAUCAAUAAUAGAUGUGCUACAUGAGGGCAAGGUGUUGAAAGCAAUGAACAUUGUGACCGCUCACAAAGUGCUGUCUUUCAAUCUACCUCGUGGAUCAGGUACCAGCAAGAUCCAGAUACGCGUGGAUGGCCAACUCUCAAACAUCCUGGCGUUUGACUACAAGGACUGUGGCGACUUCAACUUCUGCUCUGGCAAUGGCCGUUGCGUCAAUGGCUACUGUGAGUGCACCACUGGCUUUGGCAACUGCAGCUCUACAACAAACGGAUCGACUCCAAUCAUACCCAACACCAACCAGUCCAACUCCACUGCGGGCCCAUUCUCCUUCCUAUUCCGAUAUGUACGCGAGGUGGAUGCCACCGGAAUACCAGUUGUAACAUACCCAGUGAGUGACAUCGUGUGGGGCAACACGACAGUUGACCCGUCAUCAUCGUCCAACACUACAGCUGGAACUAUUCCAAGUGUUAUUGGAUUCAAGAUUACAGUGAUCAGUCGAUACUUUGCAACAAGGACCAACAUCACAUUUGGUCAACAACAGUUCAUUAUGGAUGCCAAUACGACCAAGUACCAAUCGACAUUGAGUGCAUGGCCAUUCAAGUCCAAGACCAACUCAUUGGAGCUUGUCUAUCAGAUUGAGGCACCAUCACAGAAUGAUCGAUGCCAACAGACAUCAAUCGAUUACAGCAAGGACACGAACUACCUAAAGUACAUCAACGUUGUACUUGGAGAUCAGGUCUUUGUGUCCAAGUUCAUCAACUUGGCUGUGAUUGAUGGUCGACCAACAUUGACAUCCAACCGUCUUUUGUUGAAGUCCUCCGAUCUCAUGUAUCUUGAACCGAUGACAAACGACACUUCUAUCAACAGUCGACUAUACGUGUCAAUGGUAUCUCCAUACUUUGAUAAGCAGGCUGUUCUUGAUCCCAACUUUAGCGUGCUGACCAAUAUAGGUGGACAUGGAGCGGAUGACCUGUGUGAUCGACCCAAGAGGGUAUGGUGGUGGUGGAUACCCAUCUUGGUAGGUGGCGUUGUAGUAUUGACUGCUGUAGCCAUUGGAGUGUUCAUUGGUGUCAGGAGGAAUUGGUUAUUCAAACGAGAGGACAAGAAUCUCUCGGUCAAGAUGAAUAAACUAUGA
Molecule: messenger RNA, 2937 nt
Organism: Acytostelium subglobosum LB1
Lineage: Eukaryota; Evosea; Eumycetozoa; Acytosteliales; Acytosteliaceae
Exons: 5
Coding region: 1-2937 (978 amino acids)
Biological process (GO): sexual reproduction
Source: RefSeq, a predicted model, not a curated record